Molecule: messenger RNA, 2980 nt
Organism: Caretta caretta (loggerhead turtle)
Lineage: Eukaryota; Metazoa; Chordata; Testudines; Cheloniidae
Source: RefSeq, a predicted model, not a curated record
AUGGAACUGCUCUCCUGGCUCGGGUCCCAGCUCCCAUCCCUCUGGAACAGCUUCACAACACUUGGCCUCUCUUGUGCUGUCUUUAUCCUGCUUUUCGAUCACAUGAAGCGCAGAAAGAGAUGGAACAACUACCCCCCGGGGCCUGUCUCCUUCCCUUUCAUUGGGAACUUGCUGCAGAUCAAUUUCCAAUGUCCUCGCCUUGCCUUAACAGAGCCCACUGAGAAGUUUGGAAAGAUCUUCUCUCUUCAGGUUGGAUGGAAAAAUGUGGUCGUGCUGAAUGGGUUAGAAGCUGUAAAGGAAGCAUUAGUCCAGAGAUCAGAGGACUUUGCUGAUCGACCACCCUUUUCUUUAUUUGACCAUUUGGGCUAUAGAAAAAACUGUGAAGGGAUAAUGAUGGCAAGGUAUGGCCGUGGCUGGAAGGAGCUGAGGAGAUUCACACUCUCCACCUUGAGGAAUUUUGGGCUGGGGAAGAAAUCCCUGGAUCAGCGCGUGACUGAGGAAGCUGGAUAUCUAUGCUCUGCGUUCAGUUCUAAAGAUGGCCAUUCUUUCAAUCCACGCUUCCUCAUAAACAGUGCCGUCGGCAAUGUGAUGUGCUCCCUCACUUUUGGCAACCGCUUUGAGUACAACAAUGAGAAAUUCCUGAGGAUGCUACAUCUGAUAGAGGAGGCUUUCAAUAUAGGAGCUGGAAUCAUGUCCCAGAUUCUGAACAUGAUGCCUUGGUUGUUGUAUAUUCCUGGGCCUCAUCAUAACAUCUUCCAACCCUAUGCUGAUAGCUUUGACAUCCUAAGAGAGAUUGUGAAGAAGCACAAGGAGACCCGGGAUCCAGGCUUUACCAGAGACUUCAUUGAUGCUUUUCUGGAGGAGAUAGAAAAGGCUAAAAUGGACCCAGAGAGCACUUUCAGUGAGGACAACCUGAUCUUUACAGUUUUUGACCUGUUUGGUGCCGCCACUGAAACAACCACUGUAACCCUGUGCUGGGCACUGCUGUUCAUGCUUCGCUAUCCUGAUGUCCAAAGAAGAGUCCAUGAGGAAAUUGAUAAGGUAAUUGGCAGGGACAGGUCACCCGAGAUAGAGGACCAAGUGAACUUGCCUUACACCAAUGCUGUGAUCUAUGAAACUCAGCGUUAUUGUGAUGUUGUUUUUGCUGGAGUGCCUCGCACGACGUACCGGGACACUGAAGUUCAAGGCUUUUUCAUCCCUAAGGGCACCACCAUCAUCGCGGUUUUGUCCUCAGUGCUGAAGGAUGAAAUGAUUUGGGAGAAGCCCCACCAGUUCUACCCGGAGCACUUCCUGGAUGCAGAUGGGCAGUUUGUGAAGCAAGAGGCCUUCCUGCCUUUCUCUGCAGGUCGCCGCAUGUGUCUGGGGGAGCAGCUGGCCAGGAAGGAGCUCUUUCUCUUCUUCGCAACCCUCCUGCAGCAUUUCACUUUCCAUAUCCCUGAGGGUCAGCCCAGGCCACAGGAAGACGGGUGCUACAUCCUCAUACAUUCCCCCGAUUCCUACGAGCUGUGUGCCAUCCCCAGAUAAAGUGUCCCAGGCAUGAGCUGCCAGAUCUGCAUUGAGCUGAGCUAAAGCUUCCCCAGCAGAGCAAUUUAGGAAGCGCUUUUUUUUAGAUUGAAAUAACUUUAUCUAAGGUUUCAGAGUAGCAGCCGUGUUAGUCUGUAUCCACAAAAAGAAGAGGAGGACUUGUGGCACCUGAGAGACUAACCAAUUUAUUUGAGUAUAAGCUUUGCAUCCGAUGAAGUGAGCUGUAGCUCACGAAAACUUAUGCUCAAAUAACUUUAUCUAAGUGUUUUGAAGUUUGUAAAGCAAUUAUGGCAGAGACUCAAUGACAUGAACUUUGGAUUCAAGAUGCCAACCAGAACAAUCGAUUAUUAAAAUAUUUGCUAUAUUACUUAAGAAACAAGUCCAGCACAGCCAAAGAUAUAGUGAUAACUGGGAAAAUGGAACACACUGGAAAACAUAUUGGAAAAAUCAUGGAACCAACAAUAUGUUGGAAGCCUCAGUUCCGCCCCUUUGCUUUUAUGCUGUAUAGCUUCCCCCCCUUUUCUCAUCCCUUUUUGUGUCUACUUAGGUUAUGAAUGCUCCAGGGCAGAGAGCUUUCUUCUCACAUGUUUGCAAAGCUCCUAGCCCACAUUGGUGGCACAUAAAUAAGAGCAAAUUAUAAUAGUUUUAGAACUGAUGCUAGCAAUCAAAUCAGAUUUCAGGGUAAGGUGUGGAGAUAAACCUCUAUCAUGUCACUAUGCGCUGAUCAUUUUAAGAUGCAACAGCAAAUCUUACAGCACUCCCAGUUAAAAUCCCAAAGUCUAUAAAAUGGGAAACACUAAACAGAGCCAUGCUGCCAAUGUAACUCAACAGCUGUUAUUUAUAACAUACCUGCUGGGAUUGCUGUAGAGUCCAGGGGCAAAUGUAAUCCCGGUUUGUAAGGUUACUGACUUCUCAGAAGUUAAACCACAGUUGAAUUUGGACCUUGAUUUUUUAGGAACCUUUAGCAAGAAUAAAACAAUUUGGUUUUAGGCUGUCCUGCAGAAAUCAGUGGGUCAAAUUCAGCCUUGAGGUAGGCAGGUACAACGCCACUGGUUUAAAUGGCAUUACACCUGCAUAUGCCGUGCCUGAGUGUGGUUCUCUGUGUCUGUUCCUUUACUUGUAUUAAACAAUGAACAUUCAGCAACAAAAACCAUCAAUGCUACGUUCACUAUUGCAGGCCAGGAACAAAACACCACUAAUCCCACAUAUUGUUGAAUAAAACGUGUGGUAGCCUGACCCCACAUAAACUUACUAAUAUGAAACAUAGAAACCGUGGUCAAUACUUCGCUAUUUGGAUUGCUGAAUCUGAUAUGCAGACAGGUGAAUCAUCUAACUUAUUAUCCUUUGUACCAUAUGUAUUUCCUGUGUAAAUCUUAGUCAUUUAAUCCCUGUUUAUUGUAUUAUUCUUUCUACUUGUGUGAUGGUUUUACUGUAGUUUGCUUAAAGCCAACACUUC